Molecule: messenger RNA, 4069 nt
Organism: Anoplopoma fimbria (sablefish)
Lineage: Eukaryota; Metazoa; Chordata; Actinopteri; Perciformes; Anoplopomatidae
Gene: slka
Product: STE20-like kinase a
Exons: 19
Coding region: 438-4064 (1208 amino acids)
Biological process (GO): protein phosphorylation
Molecular function (GO): protein serine/threonine kinase activity; ATP binding
Source: RefSeq, a predicted model, not a curated record
AGUCAGCCGAAGUAUGGGGUGCUUUGACUCUCCGCUGUUUACUCGCUAAUGUUAAAUGAUUAAAAAUGCCGCCUCCAGUGUGAUGUCACGGUAGAUAUUUAGUGUUUUAUUCGGUUGAAGUGUUUCAUGAACGGAAGUACCAGCCUGUGCGUAACAGCGAACUCUUCUCUGCAUCCCUCAUCUCCUCGUCCUGUGGACACAGCUAGCUAUGAUGUGAUUGUGUAUAACAGCCGUCGGGGGGGGGAAGUUUUUUUAAUUGGCAUUACCAUAGCAACAACAGCACAAUCUGCCUUCCGUUUCACGCCUUUAAUGCUGUGAUUUCGAUAGGCAUCACAUAGCUCCGCGGCAGGAGGAACCGCUAGGAACACAUUCUUGGCAUAAACAGCCGAAGACAGCGCACACUGUGAGCUCACACAAAAAAAAAAAAAAAAAAAAAGAUGUCUUUCUUCAAUUUCCGGAAGAUAUUCAAGUUGGGACCCGACAAAAAGAAGAAGCAGUACGAGCACGUGCACAGGGACGUUAACCCCGAGGACAUAUGGAACGUCAUCGGGGAGCUAGGAGAUGGAGCGUUCGGCAAAGUGUACAAGGCUCAGAAUAAGCUGAAUGGAACCCUCGCUGCUGCCAAGGUUAUCGACACCAAGACAGAAGAUGAACUGGAAGAUUACAUGGUGGAGAUCGAAAUCUUGGCCUCCUGCGACCAUCAUCAUAUCGUAAAACUGCUGGAUGCUUUCUAUUUUGAAGGCAAACUAUGGAUUCUGAUUGAGUUCUGUGCCGGUGGUGCAGUGGAUGCCAUCAUGCUGGAACUUGAGAGGGCCCUGACAGAGCCCCAGAUCCGUGUGGUGUGUCGCCAGACCUUGGAGGCCUUGUGUUACCUCCACGAGAACAAAGUCAUCCACAGAGACUUGAAAGCCGGGAACAUUCUCCUCUCUUUGGAUGGAGAAGUGAAACUGGCUGACUUUGGGGUGUCUGCUAAAAAUACCAAGACUUUACAGAGAAGAGAUUCUUUCAUCGGCACUCCGUAUUGGAUGGCCCCAGAGGUGGUCAUGUGUGAAACUUCCAAAGACCGUCCGUACGACUACAAGGCCGACAUCUGGUCCCUCGGGGUGACCCUUAUAGAGCUGGCGCAGAUUGAGCCACCCAACCACGAGAUGAAUCCCAUGAGAGUGCUGCUGAAAAUAGCCAAGUCCGAGCCACCCACACUCAUGCAUCCCUCUCGCUGGUCACCAGAAUUUAACGACUUUCUGCGGAGAGCGCUUGAUAAGAAUGUGGACAAUAGGUGGGGCACGCUACAGCUUCUACAGCAUCCUUUUGUCACCAGUGUAACUGAUAGCAAACCUCUCAGAGAGCUCAUAGCUGAAGCCAAAGCUGAAGUCACAGAGGAGAUCGAGGACAGCAAAGAGGAGGAGGAGGAGGAUGAGCCUGAUACACCUUCGGCGGCUCCUGGGCACAAGCGAGGGCAUUCAGAUGUUAGUGUGGCCAGCUCAGAGGAUGACAAAGUGCCACCGACUUCCUCCACGCUGGAAUCCGUUACAGAAAAGACGGAGGCCGAGCCUGCUGAGGACCGGACCAGUGAUAAGCUCUCUGAUGAAGGACUCGGAACAAGUGAAGUAGACAAGACCGAGGAGGAGAAACUCAACGAGGUGUCUGAUGCCAGUAAUGAAGACCUGGCCUCUGGGUUAAUAGAGCCUACCAAGGACUUACUGUCACAAGGUCCUACAGAGCCUACUAGACCAGAAGAUGGUCCAGCUGAAGAGAUUCCUGCUGAGCCUGCAGUGUCACAGCCAGAAGAACCUGUGGAUACAGGGGAUAUCAAUGAACUUGUAACAGAUGGUCAAGAAACAGAAGAGGAACAGAAGGAGACACAAGGAGAAAAAACAGAGGAUGAACCCACUCAAGUUAUUGAAGAAGAAGAACAAGCGCCUGAGGAGGUCAAAGAAGAGGAAGAAAAAGAUGCUGGUGCUGUUGUAGAAGAAUCCAGAGAAUCACAAGAGGAACCUAAAGAUAAACCAGAAGAACCAGAAUCCAUAUCAGGAGAAGUGGCUAAGGCAGAAGAAGAAAGCAAAGAGCCAGACGAGACACCUCAGCAUGCCUUAACAGAAGAAAGAAUAGAAGACGCAGCUAAUGGCACAGACGUAGAUAUAGGCACGCAAAAUAUAGAAUCGAAUGUGGUGGACACAAACAUAAAUGGAGACACAGACACAAAGUUGAGCGUGGACGAGUCCUCUGCUGUGGUUCUGUUGGAGAAAGAGGCCAUAGAGAGUCAGCCAGAGGAAAAGCCAGAAGAUGAGGCCCCUGAGGAGGCAAAGCAGCUUGAACAAGAGAAUCAGACCAAGGGGGAGGUCGAUCUGGAGGAACAGGCCCCAACUGAAUCCACAAAUGCAGUCAGUGAUGAAGCUAAAGCCACCUCUGAGGGUUCAGAACAAGUGGUCCCAUGUAAAGAGGUCCCUGGGAAGGAAGAUGAAGAGAAAGCUGCUGGUGCAGAUGAGAGCACUUCCCAAGAUGCCGUCUCUGUACCGGAGAGUGAAACCGAUUCAGAAAGCAAGAUCGAGCAUGGAAGCCCUGCUGUGAUCAAGUCAGAUUUGGAGAAGGACUCUGACUCUGGAAGCAGCUCUGCUGCGGAUACCAACAGCCUUGACCUCAAUCUGUCCAUCUCCAGCUUCCUGUCAAAGAGUAAAGAAGGGGGCUCUGUGUCUAUGCAGGAGUCAAAACGUCAGAAGAAGACUCUGAAGAAGACGCGUAAGUUCAUGGUGGACGGUGUGGAGGUCAGUGUGACGACAUCAAAGAUAGUGACAGAUAACGACACCAAGAGCGAAGAGAUGAGGUUCCUGAGGCGCCAGGAGUUGAGAGAGCUGCGCCUCCUGCAGAAAGAGGAGCAGAGGGCCCAGCAGCAGCUGAGCAACAAGCUGCAGCAGCAGAGAGAGCAGAUCUACCGCCGCUUUGAACAGGAAACUGCUGCUAAGAAGCGCCAAUAUGACCAAGAAGUGGAGAACCUCGAGAAGAAGCAGAAGCAGACCAUCGAGCGACUGGAACAGGAUCACACCAGCCGGCUCCGAGACGAGGCCAAGCACAUCAAAGGGGAUCAAGACAAGGAGCUGUCCAAGUUCCAGAACAUGCUGAAGAACCGGAAGAAAGAGGUCAAAGAGGAAGUCGGACAGUCACCCAAACAUAUGAGAAAAGAGCUCAUGAAACGCAUAAAGGAGGAUCUGUCACUCCUUAAGACUGCAGAGGAGCAAGAGUUCUUACAGAAGCAGCAGCAUGAGCUGGACGGAGCUCUGAAGAAAAUCAUCCAACAGCAUAAACUGGAGAUCACCACUAUUGAGAGGGACUGCUUGAACCACAAGCAGCAGCUGAUGAGAGCUCGAGAGGCGGCCAUGUGGGAGCUGGAGGAACGCCACCUGCAGGAGAAGCACCAGCAGCUGAAGCAGCAGCUGAAAGACCAGUACUUCCUGCAGAGACACCAGCUGCUGAAGAGGCAUGAGAAAGAGAUGGAGCAGAUGCAGCGCUACAACCAGCGGUUGAUAGAGGAGAUGAAGAACAAGCAGAAUCAAGAGAGGGUUCGUCUGCCCAAGAUUCAGCGCAGCGAGGCCAAGACCCGCAUGGCGAUGUUCAAGAAGAGCCUCCGCAUCACCGCCACCGCAUCCGUCACGCCGGAGCAGGAGAGGGAACGGAUAAAACAGUUUGCUUCUCAGGAAGACAAGAGGCAGAAGAAUGAGAGGCUCCAUCAACACCAGAAACAUGAGAACCAGAUGAGGGAUCUGCAGCUGCAGUGUGACUCAAACAUCAGGGAGCUGCAGCAGCUACAGAAUGAGAAAUGCCACCUUCUGAUUGAACAUGAGACCCAAAAGCUGAAGGAGCUGGAUGAGGAGAACAGCCAGGAGAUAAAGGAGUGGAGGGAGAAGCUACGACCCAGGAAGAAGGCGUUAGAGGAGGAGUUCACGCGGAAGCUCCAGGAGCAGGAGGUCUUCUUCAAGAUGAGCGGCGAAUCCGAAUGCCUUAACCCCACCACCCAGAGCCGAGUAUCCAAAUUCUACCCGAUCCCAAACCUGCACAACUCCGGUUUAUAGCCUCU